Messenger RNA from Rosa chinensis, 1546 nucleotides. RefSeq names its product aspartate-semialdehyde dehydrogenase. Bases 149 to 1285 code for a protein of 378 amino acids. The transcript is spliced from 7 exons. Gene Ontology annotation, molecular function: NAD binding; aspartate-semialdehyde dehydrogenase (NADP+) activity; protein dimerization activity. The record is from RefSeq and is a predicted model, not a curated record. NCBI's taxonomy places the organism in Eukaryota, Viridiplantae, Streptophyta, Magnoliopsida, Rosales, Rosaceae. Gene Ontology annotation, biological process: L-threonine biosynthetic process.
CAAAGUCGGGUCACUUUCUUUUAAGGUACACACUACACAGGUUCACAGCUCAAAACAGCUUUUAAGGUACACACAAGUGACACAACAACACGAAAGUCACAAACUUAGAAAGAACCCAAAACCCUCCGCCGCCACUUCAAAAAAAAAAAUGGCCACUUUCACCCACCCCAAAACCUCCCUCUUCGGCGGCGCCCGCAUUCCGAUGCCCACAGCCACCAAGUCCCGGACUUUCGCCCCAUUCCGCGUCCGGAUGGCCCUCCAGGACUCCGGCCCCUCCAUCGCCGUCGUCGGCGUCACCGGCGCCGUCGGCCAGGAGUUCCUCUCCGUCCUCCACGACCGCGACUUCCCUUACCGCUCCAUCAAAAUGCUCGCCUCCAAGCGCUCCGCCGGCCAGAAACUCUCGUUCCAGGGCCGGAGCUACGUCGUCGAGGAGCUCACCGGCGGCAGCUUCGACGGCGUCGACAUCGCCCUCUUCAGCGCUGGUGGGUCCAUCAGCAAAGAGUUCGGGCCCAUCGCCGUCGAGAAGGGCACCAUUGUCGUUGACAACAGCUCGGCGUUUCGGAUGCAAGACGACGUGCCGUUGGUCGUGCCGGAGGUGAACCCGGAGGCCAUGGAGGGGAUCAAGGCCGGAAAAGGAAAGGGGGCGCUUAUUGCUAAUCCUAAUUGCUCCACCAUUAUCUGCUUGAUGGCUGCUACUCCUCUACAUCGUCACUCUAAGGUGAAACGCAUGGUGGUUAGUACGUAUCAGGCUGCUAGUGGAGCUGGUGCUGCUGCUAUGAGAGAGCUUGAGCAGCAAACUCAUGAGGUUCUGGAAGGGAAGCCAGUAACUUGUGAGAUAUUUCAGCGGCAGUAUGCUUUUAAUUUGUUUUCCCACAAUUCAGCGGUUCUUCCAAAUGGAUAUAAUGAAGAGGAAAUGAAACUAGUCAAGGAGACACGAAAAAUAUGGAAUGACAAGGAUGUCAAGGUAACUGCCACAUGCAUACGAGUUCCUGUAAUGCGGGCACAUGCUGAGAGUGUAAAUCUUGAAUUUGAGAAUCCCCUUGAUGAGGACACUGCAAGGGAUAUUCUGAAGAAGGCUCCAGGUGUGGUGGUUAUUGAUGACCGUGCAGCUAAUAACUUUCCUACACCUUUGGAGGUGUCAAACAAAGAUGAUGUUGCAGUUGGCCGAAUCCGCCGUGAUGUGUCCCAAGAGGGGAACUAUGGGUUGGACAUCUUUGUCUGCGGUGAUCAAAUACGCAAGGGAGCUGCACUUAAUGCUGUUCAGAUUGCUGAGCUGUUGCUAUAGUUAAACUCUGAUUUCAAUGGUGAGGUUUCUCACCAUCUAAUCUAUUUGCCGAGUUGAAGUAAUUUGAGAUCUUCUUAGUUGUACUUUAGUCUUUAGAUUGGGUUGUGAGGUGAGAUGGAGCAAAUCCAAGCAGUUUUUGUAGACUAGUUAUUCAUUUUCAAAUGCAACUGUUAACAUAAUAUCCUUCCAUUUGGAGGAGAUUUUGUUAGAAUAAACUUGUAAUUUAAGAGAAUGAAUUGUACGGGGAUGUUGUUCUGAUUA